AAAUCUUGGGUCUUUUUGCCCGUGCGAGUGGAGAGGAGGCUCUGAACUUAAAACUGGAGCGUCCAAGCUAGCUGGAGGAAGAAGAAGACAAGCCCUGCUGGCUGGCUGCUCAAAUCUGAGACCUAUGCCAUGUUGAGUUCUCUUUCUACCUCCUCCUGUGUUGUCGUAUGCAGGCAACCCCUGAAAAAGAUCUCAAUUUCUGUGGCGUCCACGAGUUGGAGGCCAUUUUAUAUCAGGACUCAUUCUCGAUCUCCUCUGCGAGUUCUUGUUUGCUGGGCAAAAUAUGCCGCUGAAUCUGGAGUAGAUGGAUCAUUCAGUUUGAGGAUGGUGCCUCCUAGCCUGUUUGCUGCAGAAAAAGAAGAAGCCAAGGCUGUACUGACACUAUUCUUAAAGAAGCAAGGGUUGAGCAGUGCACUGGCUGCUCGAGUAAUUAAUAAGUCAGAUGCUUUUGUUGAUCACCUUGUCUCGCAACUUCAUUCUGUUCACAAAUCUCGCUACCUAUCUCCCAAACUAAUUUUCCUUGACACUGCAGGACGAGAACUUACAACUCUUGAGAUCAGGGAUGCUCUUAUUCCUUACCUUGAAACCCUCCUUGAGGAAUAUGGAGGAAUCCUGGUGGAUGUGGUAGAAAACUUCCCAAACCCACCUGUGAAAGAAAGUAUAGAAGCAAAUUAUCAAAACCCAAUUACUGAAGAAAAUUUGGAUACAUUAGUUUCUCCCUCUAAUGCCAUCCUUGAUAGCAAGAAGCUGAAAGCCUUGGCUCGGGUAAGUGAGAUUAGCCCAGCGGGAAAGUUUCCUGCACAUGUUUGCUAUCUAGUUGAGCUUGGAAUGGACCUGAAGGCAAUUAGGGAGGUAAUACGCAAAUUCCCGGCUUUUGCCUACUAUAGUUUGGACAGAAAAAUCAAACCACUGGUUGAGUUCCUUCUUGAUCUUGGCAUAUUGAAAUCAGAUAUUCCAACCAUCAUUAGCAAAAGGCCUCAACUUUGUGGGAUUAGUCUCUCUGAAAAUUUAAUCCCCACCAUGGCAUUUUUGGAGAACCUAGGGGUGGAUAAAAGGCAGUGGCCAAAAGUUAUAUACCGCUUUCCUGCCCUUCUUACUUACAGCAGGUCAAAACUGAAAGGAACUGUUGAUUUUCUUUAUGAGGUUGGUCUCUCGGCUGAAAAUGUGGGUAAGGUUCUAACUCGUUGCCCAAACAUUAUAAGUUACAGUGUUGAGGAUAAGCUACGGCCUACAGUUGAAUACUUCAGCUCAUUGGGGAUUGAUGUUGCGCAUCUUCUUCAACGGUCUCCUCAAACAUUUGGACUUAGCAUAGAAGCUAACUUAAAGCCUUUGACAGAAUUCUUUCUGGAAAGGGUUAUAGCAUAG
Messenger RNA from Coffea arabica (coffee), 1365 nucleotides. Its product is annotated as transcription termination factor MTERF5, chloroplastic-like. The record is from RefSeq and is a predicted model, not a curated record. Gene Ontology annotation, molecular function: double-stranded DNA binding. Gene Ontology annotation, biological process: regulation of DNA-templated transcription. Lineage: Eukaryota; Viridiplantae; Streptophyta; Magnoliopsida; Gentianales; Rubiaceae.